Ceratosolen solmsi marchali is the source of this 3734-nucleotide messenger RNA. RefSeq names its product integrator complex subunit 3 (gene IntS3). The record is from RefSeq and is a predicted model, not a curated record. The transcript is spliced from 10 exons. Gene Ontology annotation, cellular component: cytoplasm. NCBI's taxonomy places the organism in Eukaryota, Metazoa, Arthropoda, Insecta, Hymenoptera, Agaonidae. Bases 206 to 3421 code for a protein of 1071 amino acids.
GUUCUUGAUAACCAAUAAACUUGUAUCUCUAUUGCGCAUGUGGUGAAAGAAUGCACUAUAAUAUCAAUGCUACUAGUAACUAGAGAUAAGUGUUUUAAAAUAAAUGAAACUGAAUGUUGGUGUAAAGACUAAAGAGUAGCGAAAGUGAAGAGCAUCAUGUUUGAGUUAAAGGAAUUACAAGUAAAAGAUUAAGGGAAACGAAAAUAUGGAGCACACAAAAACGCAGUCGACUUCUCGGUUGCUUAUUACAUCUUGUAUCGAAAAUAAAGAUGAGUUGGAAGAGAAAUUCGAACGAUGUUACAUUGUGUUACAAAAUUUGAGUACUGGACUAUCAGAAAAAGAGGUUCAUGACAGUCUUAAUAAUGCUGUUUGUAAAGAUAAGACUCACGAGGAAGUGUGCCUGGGCCUGUUAGUUGUUAUCUUAUCAGAGCCUAAAGAAGCAACCAAGAGUUACAGAGAUUUAACUCUUGUCACUCGUGAUGGCUUAGCUAUUGUUUUAGCUCAUUUAAAUCAGUUGGUGCUAGAAAGAUAUUUAAAAUUAAAUGAUAUUGCUAGAAGCCAACUUUUAUGGCUUCUCCGUGAAAUGAUUAGAACCAGUGUUGCUAAUGUAGAUAAUCUUUGUUUGAGUUUGUUAAGACAUGCUGCUGGUGGAGACGUUUCUCAACGUAAUCUUUUCCUCAUUGAUGCUCUUUUAGACAUAUUUCAGGAAAAUAGAUUAUGGCUAGACAAAUUUCCAUUUUUGGUAGCAUCAAUUGUAUAUACUUAUCUUCGAUUAAUAGAAGAUCAUAGUGCAGUUCACUUAUCAACACUUAGACAAAAAGAAGUUAAUUUUAUGGUUUUAUUAAUAAGAGAAAGAAUAGUAGAAUGUCUUGUCAUAGGAAGAGAUCUAGUACGAUUAUUACAAAAUAUUGCAAGAAUACCAGAAUUUGAAAUACUUUGGAAAGAUAUGCUUGUAAACCCAAAAUCCUUGAAUCCAAAUUUUACAGGAGUUUUACAAUUAUUACAAACAAGAACUUCAAGAAGAUUUUUACAAUCAAGAUUAACUCCAGAAAUGGAAAGAAAAUUGGUAUUUUUGACAAGUCAAGUAAGAUUUGGUAAUCACAAACGAUAUCAGGAAUGGUUUCAAAAACAAUAUCUUGCAACACCAGAGUCCCAAACACUACGUUGUGAUUUAAUAAGAUUUAUUGUUGGUGUAAUUCAUCCUACAAAUGAGUUGCUUUGUUCUGAUAUAAUACCACGAUGGGCUGUAAUAGGGUGGCUUUUUACAACUUGUACCUUACCAGUAGCUGCAAGUAAUGCAAAAUUAGCACUUUUCUAUGAUUGGCUUUUUUUUGAAUCAGACAAAGAUAAUAUUAUGAACAUUGAACCUGCUAUUCUGGUUAUGCAUAAUUCAAUGAGAUCACACCCUGCUGUAACUGCUACACUUUUAGAUUUCUUGUGCAGAAUUAUACCUAACUUUUAUCCAGCUUUAGAAGACAAAGUGAGAAAUGGCAUAUUUUCCUCUUUACGUCAAAUAUUAGAAAAACGUGUUUUACCAAGUUUAUAUCCAUUAUUUGACAGUCCUAAAUUAGAUCGAGAACUGAGGACCAAAAUAAGAGAAACAUUUAAGGAAUUUUGUUUACCACCAAAUAUUGAUGCUGGUAAAAUAGAAGAACUAAGUAAAGAUUUAAAUACUGAUAUGGCAUUUGAUAAUGUUGAUCAUUCGACAAUGGGAAUUCAUCAAUUAAAUGAAGAAGUGGAACCAGUAUUUAGCGAUGAAGAAGAAGAUGUAUCUUUAAGGAUGUCUAGAAGAAAUGAAAACAUUGAUGAAGAAGAUCCAUCUUUACCUGCGAUCAAGUUGAGAAACGAAGUUAAUAUGCGUUGUAAUGUUAAAAAAGAUUUAUCAUUUUACACAACUUUAGAACCUGAAGAAUUAAGAACAGUAGUAGAAAAUUUACAUUUUGAAUUAGAUAAUGAAACGAGAUGUCAAAUAAUGGAAAGAAUAGUACAAAUGAUCAUUCAAGAUGAAAUUGAUACUGAAACUAUGCCAACGUUGGCUUCUUGUCUUUCAAAUACACUAUCGAAGCAAAUUAAAUUAGAUAUAUUCCCUAUAGAUAAUCUAAAUGAUGAUGCUCUUAUAGAUAGUAUAAGUACACCAUUGUUUGUAAUGUUCAGAAAUCAAUUUCAAUUAUGUAAAGAAGAAGAUAAUAGAAGGCAACUGUUAGCUAGAGUUUUAGCUGAAUUUCAAUCUAUACAGCCAAGAAUAGGAUAUUUACUUUUAUAUUUUUUAAAAAUUUGGGGUAAAGAAGAAGAAAAAAGGGAAGCUGAACAUAGCAACAUUUUAAAUGAUAUGAAAGGAACAGUGUAUAAAGAUUUUUGUUCACAAAGAGAAGAAAAACUUGAUUCAUGUUUACUUUUCGAUCUAAAGCGUUGCCAUGAAGACAACGUUUCUAUGCUCUGUUAUAUAUUGCCCGAUAUUUAUAUGGAAUUUCAAAAUUUAGCUCUUGGUAAUACACAACUUCUUCAUUUAGUUGUUUCUACCGUUGAUUCGUCACAAAUACAGGAUUUGGUAUGUCAAAUAAUGCAAGGUCAUUUAAGAAUGUUAAAAAGAGAAUCAUUGUCAUCUCUUCUGAUUGCUAGUUUAAAUUGGGAAACAUUUGAACAGUAUUGCUUCUGGCAACUAAUUUUUGCACAUGAUUUUUCAAUUGAUUAUGUCUUGCCGAUUCUACCCAAAUUACAAUUCCGUAAUCACGCCGAAGCCUUAACAUCUAUUCUUUUAAUGUUAAAACAAGAAAAACCCACGCAAGAACUUUUGAAACAACUUUUAACUAGACAAAAUACAGAAGGUGAUAUGUUUGUAGUAGCAGCAUUGAAAUACUGGUGUCGAGAAUAUGAAGAUAAACUUGGAGAGUUAUUAGGAACACUUUUACUCAGUCGUUAUCCAGUAACUAGUCCUAAUAAACGAAAACGUUCUAAUAUAAAACAUAAUCAAAUAUCUGGAUUACCAUCUGGGGAACAAGUAUUAGGUCAUUUGGAUCAAUUACGACAAUAUUGUAUUUCAACAUCAGAAUUACAAAUUUAUCAAUCAGAAGGUAUGCAGAAAGCUUUACAGCAGGCACAAGCUGCAAGCAGUGAUUCUUUAAGAAAAAGUUAUGGUGAUUUAUUUGCACUCGCUGAAGUAAAUGAAGAAAAUGAACCCCCUGUUUCAUUAUCGACAAGUUCAUCUAAAAAACAUGCUCCAAUAUCAAUGAAUCUUACUACCAUUAAAGGUCAUCGAAAAACUACAAUAAAUGCUAGAGAAAAAUCAACUUUUAAAAGAGCACCACCAAGAGACAGAAAUACUGAAAGUAGUGAACAAACUAGUGAAGAUGAAGAAAUUGUUAAACCAAAGCAAGCAAAAAAAAGAAAGAAAAUAAAUCCUGUGGGUUCAGAUACCGACUGACCAUUCAACGUUCAUAUACCAUUAAAGAUCCGUUUGAAUAUUCAGCAUAUGCGAAAGAAUUAUACUAAACGUAAGAGUAGAGUAAUUGAUGACGACGACGACGAUUAUCACGACUACUACGAGGAUGACGACAAUGACGAUCAUUACGAGGACGAUUACGACAACCAUCACGACCACUCCGAACACUACGAGGAUGACGAUGACGACAACCAUGAUAACCACGAUAAUGAUCGUGGUGAUGGUGGAGGUGGUGCUGAUUAUAAUGGCGAAAAAUAAAAUUAUGUAUAAAUAUAGGAAAAUAAAUCAGUUUAAG